AUGAACAUCUACGCCAGAAACAUAAAACGAUUGUAUUGAUGUCAAAGUAGCGGCCCACCGUUAAACAAUGUUGAAAGAAAUUGAUACAAGUUGUGAUAAGGAAAAGUGUAAUACACUUAUUUGUAGUGAACUCAAAGAAACACAAAGCUAUAACGAAAGAUAUCGAUUACAAUGCCUUUUAGACUGUGAAAACUUUGGUUUGAGCCUAUGUGAUCAAAUUAUUAAAGUAUGUGGAUGGUCACGCAGCGUUCGUGUUCAAGGAGGGGGAUCUUUUGUGUUUAUUACAUUAAGCGAUGGUUCCACUCCUCGAAAUCUGCAGAUAAUUGUAACAAAAGAUAUUCCAGAUUUUGAGACCCUUACAAAAUGUGGCACAGGAUGUUCAUUUUGCUUUACUGGUGUUGUGACAAAAUCCCCUGGAAAAAACCAACAUAUUGAAUUAGCUUUAAAUGAUAAGGAAAAACAUUCAUUUAUCAAUUAUGGAAAAACCAACGCAGCCAAAUAUCCUUUAAGUAAAAAGCAACAUGGACGGGAAUUUCUAAGAAGUAUUCUUCAUCUUCGACCUCGCUCGAACUUGAUGGGAUGCGUCAGUAGAAUCAGAUCGAAUAUGGCGAUGGCAACGCAUUCCUUUUUCCAUAAAAAAGGAUUUCUUUAUGUACACACACCAAUCAUUACUGAUUCCGAUUGUGAAGGAGCUGGAGAAAUGUUUCAAGUCACAACAUUACUUGACGACGAUGCAUCUAAAAUACCGACAUAUUACGAUAAAGCUACCAAUAAAACACUUGUAGAUUACAAAAAAGACUUUUUCACUAAGAAAGUUUUUUUAACAGUUUCUGGACAAUUAUCCGUCGAGAACUACUGUUGUAGUCUUUGUGAUGUUUAUACAUUUGGGCCAACAUUUCGAGCUGAAAAUUCACACACAUCAAGACAUCUUGCAGAGUUUUGGAUGAUUGAACCUGAAUUAGCUUUUGCCAAUCUUGAUGACAAUAUGCAUUGCGCUGAAAGCUAUUUAAAGUACUGUGUUACUUGGGCUUUAAAACAUUGUCAACCAGAUUUACUUUGGUUGGAUGAAAAUAUUGAGAAAGGUUUAAUAAGACGUUUGGAAAAUAUCAUUGCUGAACCCUUUGAACGCCUUUCGUAUACAAAUGCUAUUGUUUUGCUUGAGAAACACUGUGAUAAAUUUGAAAUCAAACCUGAGUGGGGCAUGGAUUUAGGAGCAGAGCAUGAACGAUUUAUUACUGAAAUAAUAUUUAACAAACCUGUUAUUGUGUUCGACUAUCCUAAGGAUUUAAAAUCAUUCUACAUGAAGCAACAACCUGAUAUGAGAACAGUUGCUGCGAUGGACGUUCUGGUUCCUAAGAUUGGGGAAGUUAUCGGAGGAUCGCAAAGGGAAGACAAUCUUGAAAUUUUAGAGAGGAAAUUGGAAGAAAAGGGUUUAAAUAAAGAGUCUUACUGGUGGUAUUUACAACUUCGUGAAUACGGAACAAUUCCACAUUCCGGCUUUGGAUUAGGGUUUGAACGACUUAUUAUGCUUGUUACGGGUGUUGACAACAUUCGCGAUGUCAUUCCGUAUCCCAGAUAUGUGGGACAUGCGGAAUUUUGAAGUGUAACCUUGAACUUUUUCAUAGGACUUUAUACUAAAUUUAAAUUUUUUGUUUUUAC
Messenger RNA from Hylaeus volcanicus, 1659 nucleotides. RefSeq names its product asparagine--tRNA ligase-like. The transcript has 15 exons. Gene Ontology annotation, cellular component: mitochondrion. Gene Ontology annotation, biological process: asparaginyl-tRNA aminoacylation. The record is from RefSeq and is a predicted model, not a curated record. Bases 68 to 1600 code for a protein of 510 amino acids. Lineage: Eukaryota; Metazoa; Arthropoda; Insecta; Hymenoptera; Colletidae. Gene Ontology annotation, molecular function: nucleic acid binding; ATP binding; asparagine-tRNA ligase activity.